UAUCAGUAGAGACGUGUGAAUUGUGAUUCUCAUUCAAUUCAAAACUAUAUUCAAUUCAAAUGAGGUAUGUGUCAGACUCAUUUCAAUUCACCGUGUAACUGUUAACCGGGCAUUCACUCACACCCAAUCUCAUCUCUUAGCUGCUAUACUAUACAGGCUUGCUUGUCUUCUUCCUCACAGCCCUACUGAAACCAGAAAAGAUUCUACUUUUUCUUCAGUUUCAAUAUCUUCGUCCUUUUUCGUACUUCGGGCCUCUAAAUCUUCUAUCCAUAACUCCAUUUUUCUCUCAUGCUUGAUUCCACAGAAUGAUUAUAAAAUCAUAGGUUAACAGAGAGUUGUUGAAGAAUGAAGUCUCCUUGGUUUUGAUGCUUCAUGGUGGAAAGGAGAGGUAAUGGGUGAUGAGGUUUUGCAGGAAAGGUGUUUGAGGAAAAGCGUGAAAGAAAGAAAUAGUGUUAUCUAGUGUUGUGUUGGUGAAUGGGGGAGAAGAAGAAUAUGCCUGCAGUUUGGUUUUCUUUGAAGAGAUCUCUGCAUUGUAAGACAGAGCCAUCAGAAGUGCAUGAACCAAAGACCAAGAAACAGUUGGGCACAAUUUUGACUAGGAAAGCAGCAGGGAGGAGGUCUGGGUGUUCAAGGUCAAUAGCAAAUCUCAGAGAUGUGAUCCAUGGGAGCAAGAGACACUUGGAAAAGCCCCCAACUUGUAGCCCAAGAUCCAUAGGAAGCAGUGACUUUCUCAACCCAAUUACCCAUGAAGUCAUUCUUAGCAAUUCUACCUGUGAGCUCAAAAUCACCAGCUUUGGUGGCCUCCACGACGGUCUUGGUGGCGGAGGAGACGGCGGUGGCUCAUUCCUUGGUACACUCAGGCCUGGCACACCUGGGCCUGGUGGACACCCUACAAUGCAUUACUUUAACUCUUCCUAUAGGAACCCAGUACCAGCAAGUCCUCCAAGGAGAACCUCUGCACUUCUGGGAGAAAAAGAGAUGUCUGGAUUUGCUUCAAAACCUUGUAGGGCAGAUAGCAAUGGGUGUUCAGUAGUCACAUGUCACAAGUGUGGUGAGCAAUUUGGGAAGUGGGAAGCUCUUGAAGCACACCAUCUCUCCAAGCAUGCAGUGACUGAACUUUUGGAGGGCGACUCGUCGAGGAAAAUUGUUGAGAUAAUCUGUAGGUCGAGCUGGGUAAAAUCAGAGAGCCAAUGCGGUCGAAUUGAAAGAGUGUUGAAAGUUCACAAUACACAGAAGACUCUUGCUAGGUUUGAAGAAUACAGGGAGACGGUAAAGAUGAAGGCCAGUAAACUCCCGAAGAAACACCCUCGGUGCCUCGCGGAUGGCAAUGAGCUACUGAGGUUCUAUGGCACAACAGUGGCAUGCUGUCUGGGCAUGGAUGGAUGUUGCAGUCUGUGUGCAUCGGAUAAAUGCUGUGUGUGUCGAAUUAUAAGAAGUGGAUUCUCGACGAAGAAGGAACUCAAAGGUGGGAUUGGGGUUUUCACAACUUCCACAAGUGGGAGAGCCUUUGAAUGUAUAGAGAUGCAUGGAGAUGAUCUGUCCCAAAGCCAAAGCCAAAGCCAAAGGAAAGCCAUGAUAGUGUGCAGAGUGAUAGCAGGUCGAGUGCAUAGGCCUCUGGAGAACAUACAAGAAAUGGCUGGCCAGACUGGUUUUGAUUCACUGGCUGGGAAAGUAGGCCUCUAUUCAAAUAUAGAGGAACUUUAUUCGCUUAAUCCUAGAGCCCUCCUUCCUUGUUUUGUGGUGAUCUGCAAGUCUUGAAGAGAAUUAGUCUCAUAAUGAUGGAGAUACCGGAUGUAACAUGCAAAAAAAACAAAGAACUUCUAUUGCAAUAUUGAAAUCUGGCAAGGUUGAUAUAUGGUUUUUGCCUUGAUCAUUCAUAAGCUUUAACUUACUCUUAUAUAUAUUGAUUUUGCUGCCCAUCUGUUUCUUGGAACUCCAUUACAACAUGUAAUUCAAAAAUUUCAGAUA
Molecule: messenger RNA, 1968 nt
Organism: Ipomoea nil (Japanese morning glory)
Lineage: Eukaryota; Viridiplantae; Streptophyta; Magnoliopsida; Solanales; Convolvulaceae
Exons: 3
Coding region: 475-1758 (427 amino acids)
Source: RefSeq, a predicted model, not a curated record